This is a messenger RNA of Pseudogymnoascus destructans, 186 nucleotides long. RefSeq lists its product as uncharacterized. Lineage: Eukaryota; Fungi; Ascomycota; Leotiomycetes; Thelebolales; Thelebolaceae. The transcript is spliced from 3 exons. Bases 1 to 186 code for a protein of 61 amino acids. The record is from RefSeq and is a predicted model, not a curated record.
AUGGCUCCUAAGCUCGAGAACAAUGAGGCCGACAAGGUCUACCAAAAGCUCCCUAUUCGCCCUCUAGGCAUUCCUCCUUUUGGAACUGAUAAGACCGGCGCCUUCAUCGUUUCCUCUAGAGAGCUGUUCUGCUGCCUUAACAUUCUUAAUGAACAGGAGAAGUAUAAAGCUAGAUUAACCGACUAG